CACCUGGUACACGUUCACUGUUCAUUUUUCAAACUAAAACUGAAAACGAUAAAAGGUGAACGAAAGAAACUCUGAGCCCAGUUCUAGAAUUCUGUGUACCCGGUUCACUCAUCAACAAAGCCUGCAUUGCAUGCAGCUAUGGUCAUUAGUAUCGUAACAGAAAUGUAACUGUUGAAUCAGUCCAUCACCUCAGCAAUGGAUGCUGGAGAUUCGUCAGAAAAGAAACCGUUGAGAGUCAAAAAUCUCAACAUUUCUAACAAAUUAAUGCAAGAUAAACGCCAAUCGCUGAAUCCAUGUGAAAAGUACUUACGGGCCUCGCUAGAGUGCCAACUGAAUAGGGGUCGGGCAGCGAUUGAGUGUCGUGACUUCCACUUCCUUGCCAAGGAAUGCCAAGGACGACUACAAGAGGAAAUGCUGAAGGCAGGCAAAGAAAGGCGACCGGUUCACUUCGACCCAGACUUGGAAAUACCGCCAGUGCCUCCUGCCAAGUAUGACUUCUUCAAGUGAUCUAUAUUUUGCCUUUGGGCAAUGUGCAUCCUAACAUGUUCUGUUGCAUGGCUUGUAGAAAUUGAUGCAUUUCCGAAAUUCCGUUCUGUACAUAGUACUACUUGUACAUAUAGGGUUUGGUCCUCCAUACCAGGCGCCUACUUCUUACUCAAGAUCUAGAAUGCGAGUCACUGACUGCAAUGGAAAUGUGCAUGACGGUGUGCCGUUUUCCUCAGAGGAAUUUUUGCUUUUGCUAUUUCUUGCUGCUCUUCCUACCUCUUUUUUACUUGCGUACAUGGGUGUUGUAGGGUAGCGCCAAUAUCUGUACAUAGCCAUGCUGUUGCUGCUGCUGCUACCCCGAUAGUUCGUAGAUGUCCUGCAUUGCCCACAAAUAUGUCUGACCAAUUACCAACAGAUACUGCAUAUACCGCGGUACAUGUAUAGUAGAUGACAUCCGUAAUGUAUUCAGAGCUUUGGUAGGCUUGUAUAUACAUUGAAACAAAUCUUGAAAUUGUUCUUGCUUGAUGCCGACUUUAGUGCUACUUUGAAGUAGAUUGCAGUACAACUAGUGCCUUGUCUCAUUA
Molecule: messenger RNA, 1070 nt
Organism: Sycon ciliatum
Lineage: Eukaryota; Metazoa; Porifera; Calcarea; Leucosolenida; Sycettidae
Exons: 3
Coding region: 196-507 (103 amino acids)
Source: RefSeq, a predicted model, not a curated record